Molecule: messenger RNA, 717 nt
Organism: Striga hermonthica
Lineage: Eukaryota; Viridiplantae; Streptophyta; Magnoliopsida; Lamiales; Orobanchaceae
Source: the annotation of a GenBank genome assembly
AUGAUGAGCGACGCGACAGAGAAACGCAACCAGGAGAGGCUUUAUGGAAUCCCACCACCAACGACCUCAAACUCCUUCCUCCAUCUCCGGCGUCCUUGGACCCAAGGGCUCGUGGAUAACCCUGAGCUUGCCUUGGACGCACUCGCUGUGUGUAUGUCGCUGAGUGACCUAAUGUUCAUGGUAUCGGUGGGGUUCAAUGCUGCAGCUAGCGUGAGGGUGGGGAAUGAGACCGGGGCGGGCCACCCCAAGUCGGCGGCUUUCUCGGUGGUGAUCGUGACUCUCGUCUCCUUCAUAGUGGCGGCGGUGGCGGCCGCCGUCGUUCUAUACCAGCGCCACGUCAUCAGCUACAUAUUCACCGGAGGCGAGACGGUGGCAAACGUCGUGUCCGACCUCUGUCCGCUGCUGGCAGUCACCCUCCUGCUAAACGGAAUCCAGCCCGUCUUGUCCGGGGUGGCUGUGGGCUGCGGAUGGCAAGAGUUUGUGGCUUACGUAAACAUAGGUUGUUACUAUGUCGUUGGAAUUCCUCUUGGAUGCCUUCUUGGAUUUAAAUUCAACCUUGGCGUCAAGGGAAUUUGGUCCGGCAUGAUCGGAGGAACGGCUAUGCAAACACUCAUAUUGCUCUGGGUUACAUUUCGUACGGAUUGGAACAAAGAGGUCGAGAAUGCAAAGAAGCGUCUGGACAAGUGGGAAGAAAUCAAACAACCUCUUCUCAAGUGA